Molecule: messenger RNA, 387 nt
Organism: Nerophis lumbriciformis (worm pipefish)
Lineage: Eukaryota; Metazoa; Chordata; Actinopteri; Syngnathiformes; Syngnathidae
Source: RefSeq, a predicted model, not a curated record
AUGAGUGGAAGAGGAAAGACUGGUGGCAAAGCCCGUGCCAAGGCUAAGACUCGAUCAUCUCGUGCCGGGUUGCAGUUCCCAGUCGGCCGUGUCCAUAGGCUGCUUCGUAAAGGCAACUAUGGCGAACGUGUCGGCGCUGGCGCCCCCGUCUACUUGGCGGCUGUCCUCGAAUAUCUGACCGCUGAAAUUCUAGAGUUGGCCGGCAAUGCCGCCCGCGACAACAAGAAGACCAGGAUCAUCCCUCGUCAUCUCCAACUUGCUGUACGCAACGAUGAGGAGCUCAACAAGCUCUUGGGCGGAGUGACCAUCGCCCAGGGUGGCGUGUUGCCCAACAUUCAGGCCGUGCUUCUGCCUAAGAAGACCGAGAAGGCAACGAAGUCAAAGUAA